Saxophila tyrrhenica is the source of this 624-nucleotide messenger RNA. RefSeq lists its product as uncharacterized. The transcript has a single exon. The coding region runs from base 1 to 624 and encodes 207 amino acids. Gene Ontology annotation, molecular function: protein binding. Lineage: Eukaryota; Fungi; Ascomycota; Dothideomycetes; Mycosphaerellales; Extremaceae. The record is from RefSeq and is a predicted model, not a curated record.
AUGGCGCCACAACCAGCCGAAGCCGUCGCCGCCCUGCUGCGCACCGUCGAGAUCGUGGAGACGAUUGUUGCCUUCUUACCAACAGUGCAAGAUAUCGUGCGCACCAGCGCUGUUUGCCGCCAGCUCAACGCCAUCAUCACGCAAACACGCUCACAGACAAUCAGGCAGAGACUUUUCUUUGCACCAAUGCCACCACCACAGGAGGAUCCAGGCGAUCUCAGCUAUGCUGAGGAAGCUGAGCGUCUGCGCUGUCCGAUGGGCUCGCUGCUGACGAUCUGGAAUUUCGACUAUCAAUACGCGGCGCUCAAUCCUCUGCUCCGGCCGUGCUUCGUCAACGACCGCAGCCGUGUUGUCCUCUUCCGCGUAAACGUCGCACGGCUCUCCAGGAUGAUCGAGAUCGAUGAACGCUGGAAAGACACCUUCAUCUCCCAACCACCACGCCUCUUCGCCGGUCGCGUUCUCGACGGUGUCACUCGAUACACCAAUCUGUCUUACCAGACCAUCGGCGGGCUUGUCGAGGGAUGUGAGAUGCUGGCUCAGGAAGUCUUGCUACUCACAGGAGCGGACCUGCUGCUAAAUAAUGUCUUCGUCUCAGUCGCGGACGCUUUCAUACCGAGCUAUUAG